GUGACCCACCAGGAGUCCAAGUUUAAUCAAUAUAACGACUGAGAAUCGAGAGCAAUCCUGGUUCAUCAAUAGUUCAUGAUAGAUCAAAGUUCGGGAAUAAAUAAGUGACAGAUAUGACGGGCUACGUGUGUUUACCCCAGCAGUACGAUAUCCUGGACUCGGAGGGUUACGGUUCAGCAAGCAGUCCCGAGUCAAAUCCACGAUAUUGGCAGAGCCAGGAGUCCUAUCCCCAACCCCCAAGAUCAAGGGGCAGCAGUUGCGGAAGUGUCAGCUCGAUUGACAGCCACACUGCCCACGACUAUCGAAAUCUUGAUACAGCGACAGCAUCUGGCACUGUCAUCUCGUCAAUGACACCAAGCACCUUCAACUUCGCUGAGUUCUACGAGGGAUACAAUCGCGAGGCAACCAAGUGCCACGAAGUCGAUGAGCGAUUGAACUUUCGAACAAUCUUCGAUGACACUUACGACAACGACUACAACAGCGUCAAGACCGUUCACUACAAUCAGAAGAGCAUCAGUGAUGCUCAGGUAGCCGAUGGACUUGUCAAAGGACCCAUGUACCAGGAGGACAACAAGAUGGAGGCUAUCAGUGGUUUCAAGACGGACUCGACUUAUCUCGGUGGCACAUACGAUCCGAGAAGUGACAUAGACAUGAUGAGGAACAGAUGCAACGGUCACAUGCAGAUGAGGUACAGACGAGAGAUGGAGGACACCAUGAAGGACACAUCGUAUGAGAUCCAGAAGACCAAGGACACCGUUCAGAAAAUCAAGACACAAGCACCUGGGGUGGAAGUGAUGAAGAAGAGACGACUGGCUGCCAAUGCCAGGGAGAGGCGACGCAUGAACAGUCUGAAUGAUGCCUUUGACAGGCUCAGAGACGUUGUACCAAGUCUAGGCAAUGACCGAAAACUCAGCAAAUUCGAGACCCUGCAGAUGGCCCAAACCUACAUAGCAGCCCUCUACGAGCUACUUCAACGAGAAUGAUGACACAUCGUUCAAUCAUUGUGAUAUCGAUCUGAUUGUUGAUUGCAAGGUAGAAAAGUUCAUGUAAAUAUCUCAAUAGAAUUAAAUUUUCUGAUUGUUCAUGUACAUAAUAAAUUUCUCUAACUUAUUAACGACUCUAGCAGCAGUUAACUUUGUAAAUAAGAUUUUUCGUUAUAUAUCUUUAAGAACGAUAAACCUGUUCGCCAUAAGAAUGCACCUGAAUGAUAAUCAUUUUCUGAAUUGAAUGCAAAUGCAACUAGUGAAAAAGGAGAAAAUGACUGAAAAAAAAAAGGACAAAACGUAAAUACCGUGGACUCGAGUCCCACAUUCACCUCGCAGUCAAUCACAAUUAAAUACAAUUUUGUGCGCGAGGUAAGAUGCGAGUGUGUAGAUGGUUGCAAAAAGAGAGCAAAUUGAAAUCUUUCUAGCUGACGGAAUGAUAGAUGGCUGAGGAUUUUCAACCCCCAGUGGUUCCAUCAUCUCGAACGUUUGUUUUUAAUAAACGACGGCUUGAAAUUUUCCAUUUGCCAUCACAAGUUAUGAAUUAUCCCAAAAGGAUCUGUUUUUUUAAUAAUUAAAAAUUUCCAUAAGGA
Molecule: messenger RNA, 1576 nt
Organism: Fopius arisanus
Lineage: Eukaryota; Metazoa; Arthropoda; Insecta; Hymenoptera; Braconidae
Exons: 1
Coding region: 114-983 (289 amino acids)
Biological process (GO): sensory organ development; positive regulation of transcription by RNA polymerase II; axon development
Cellular component (GO): nucleus
Molecular function (GO): E-box binding; DNA-binding transcription factor activity, RNA polymerase II-specific; protein dimerization activity
Source: RefSeq, a predicted model, not a curated record